AUGCUCGUGGCCCUCUGGGAAAAGGAAAGACUGCAGGGAACAAGAGGCGAUCAAGGACUAACCACCCAGAUUGAUCACAUUUCCAAGGCCAUAGAUCGCAACAACGCCAAACUCGAUGAUUUCCUUACAGAGCUAGAUGCAACGGCAUCCAAGGACAACGGUCUAGGGCCGGCAAGGCGCCAUAGACUUUUUAGUAAACUAUGGGCCACAGACUGGCAACCGUCUGAUGUUCACCUGCAAGGGGGCUUCCAAGCCUCAGCGAGCGAUAGUCAGCUUGAAGAGAAUAUUCAGAGUCAAAUUAUCCGAAGCUUACACUUCCCUGGAAUCGAGGCAAGAGAAAAGUUAAUACCCAAGCCGUAUCAAGACACAUACCAGUGGAUCUAUCGUAAAGAUAUCAACAACAGCCAAAUCAGGCGUCAAAGCUUGCCGCAAUGGCUCGAAGAUUCCUCCAACAAAGUAUACUGGAUUACCGGCAAGCCAGGAUCCGGCAAGUCAACGUUGAUGAAUUUUAUCAUCCACAACCCCUUGACAGAGCGAUACUUGCAAACUUGGGCAAAGCCUCUUCCUCUGCUGCGGUCCAACUUUUACUUUUGGGAGGCUGGGCAAAACAACCUACAAAGGUCGCAAGAGGGCUUGAUGCAGACGCUCCUUUGGCAGUGUUUGCAGCAAAGGCCUGGAUUGAUAGCUCGGGUGACGCCUCGGAGAUGGAUGGUUCAUCAAGUCUUGCGUGGGCUGGAAACGCCUGCGCCGGCUUGGACCUGGGAGGAGCUCCAAGUAGCCUUUUCUAUCUUAGCAUCCGAGAACGGUAGGUCAUUCAGGCUGGUUCUGUUCUUGGAUGGACUAGAUGAAUUUGAGGGCGAGCCGACAGUACUGAUUCGGUUGGUGAAGGACCUUAUCACAAUCUAUGGUGUAAAGAUAUGUGUGGCUAGUCGCCCAUGGACAGAAUUUGCAGACGCCUUUGAUCAAUAUCCAAUGCUUACGAUGCAGUCUCUUACACAAAAAGACAUUUCAGUAUUCAUCAAAGGCAACUUCGAAGCUUGUAGAGCGUUUCGGGAACGAAGAGCGCUUUUCCCUGAUCAAGCCACAAAUCUACUCCGAGAGAUCUCAAACAAAGCUCAGGGUGUGUUUCUAUGGGUAUUCCUCGUGGUUAGAGACCUGAUACAUAGCCUUUCAAGAGGACGGAGCUUGAGUGAGCUCCAAGUGAUCGUCGACGAUCUUCCUACCGACUUACAUAACCUGUACAGCAAAAUGAGAGAAAGGGUCGAACCAGAGGAUAUUGAGAAUUCGGCUCGUUACUAUCAACUUAUGGUUGCCGCCCUUAAGCCGUUGCAUGCGGUAACACUUUGGAUGGCAGAUGGAGAGAACCUCCCAGAGGGCGAUACCUUCACAGACGAAUUGGGAGACAACAUAAACAAGAUAUUGCAAAGGCGUUUGGACAGCUCCACAAAAGGCCUUCUGGAGCUUGACGACAACGGUAUCGUGAGCUUUCUCCAUAGGACCGCACGAGACUGGGUACUUCAAACAGCUGAAAGUGCGGGACUGCAGGCUCAAGCACCGGGUUUCAACCCAAACUUGGUCUUGUUACAGGUAUUAACCAAGCAGCUGGCCCACGAGAAGAUCUACCAAUGUCUGGGCCAGUCUCAGCUUUCCUUUUGGAGCUUUGUCUUUCUUGGAUUAUUCUACGCGGCGCAAAUCGUCGACUGCCCUUCCAUGAGCCCUCAUCUCGUCCAAGCUAUUGAUGACUUUGAUGCUGCCUUGUGCGAAAGGGCGACUAACCUCGGUAACAAAAGCUAUGUCUUCAGUUCAACAUCUGUAACACCUCAAAAGGCAGCAUUACAAGUACCAGGUCGAUGGUCCUCCCUGCUAGGGAGGCGAAAGAAGGCAACUAGCGCUUCUGCCAACCAUUGGUCAUGCACACAAUAUAGUGCCUAUGGAUCUAGUGAUACUGGGAGUGGAAUAGUUGCUAUCGCUGCUCAGUUCGCUAUCACCCCAUAUGUGAUAGAAGUGAUAAACCACGACAAGAGCCUUCUUAAACCUGAUCCUUGCAGGGAUUCCCUGUUGGAGAGUGCUACCUUUGGCUGGCACCAGUACAAGUACCGCACCUACGAAGACCUAUCCGAAUAUGAUCUUGUCGCGAAACGUCUCCAGAAGCGGUUGAUGCGCUAG
This is a messenger RNA of Fusarium sp. VM40, 2166 nucleotides long. The record is from the annotation of a GenBank genome assembly. NCBI's taxonomy places the organism in Eukaryota, Fungi, Ascomycota, Sordariomycetes, Hypocreales, Nectriaceae.